Molecule: messenger RNA, 2865 nt
Organism: Nerophis ophidion (straightnose pipefish)
Lineage: Eukaryota; Metazoa; Chordata; Actinopteri; Syngnathiformes; Syngnathidae
Product: protocadherin gamma-C5-like
Exons: 1
Coding region: 300-2804 (834 amino acids)
Biological process (GO): homophilic cell-cell adhesion
Cellular component (GO): plasma membrane
Molecular function (GO): calcium ion binding
Source: RefSeq, a predicted model, not a curated record
GUGUGUGUGUGUAACAGUGCUGCACAGAGUGCCUCUGAUUGGCUGAGGGUGAAAGCUGCUGAGCACCAAUAGCAGUCAGAGGCGUACAAAGAGAUCUUCUCCCUCCCCCCAUACUUAGCAACACAACCACAAUGCUCAGUGUAGAGAGGAGAGAAGGUACAUCAGUCAUGUACUGCCAGGAUUUCAUUUAUUUGCACUUAUAUUUUUGAUUAUGAACGGAUCUUGUUUUCACUCACCAUGUCGCAUGUUGGAAAUAUGGAUUUUGUCUUCUUGGUCCGUCUUCUUUUGGAUUGGAAUUGAUGCAUUUUAGAGGAUCGAGGAUGACAAAGACAAUAGGAUACAGAGACUGGAGAUGGCAGGCUCUUUUGUGGCAUCAGGUCUUUCUCUUGUGGACUACAGUGGAUGCACAGACUCGUUACAGCAUCCCAGAGGAGCUCAAACAAGGUUCUGUGGUGGGAAAUCUGGCCAAAGAUCUGUCUUUGGGACUGUCUGAGAUAUUUGAGCGCAAGCUGCGUGUCGCCUCUGAGGCUGGUAAGCAGUAUUUCAGCGUGGAUGCGGGGAAGGGCGAGCUGCUGGUCAAUGACAGAAUAGACAGAGAGGCUUUAUGCGGACAAAGCGCCAGCUGUGUGCUCCCUCUGCAGGUCGUGGUGGAAAAUCCGUUACAAUUACAUCGGUUUGAGGUGGAAAUAAAAGACGUCAAUGACAAUGCUCCUAGUUUUGUCAAAACCGAGCACCGCAUAGAAAUAGCCGAAUCCACUGUUGUAGGUGUGCAUUUUCUCCUGGAGAGUGCAGAGGAUCCUGAUGUAGGAAGUAACACAGUAAGGACAUAUACACUCAGCAAAGACGAAUGCUUUACAUUAAAAAUAAGGGAGCUUGAAAAUGGAAGAAAAAUACCUGAACUGGUGUUAAAUAAAUCAUUAGAUCGUGAGAAAAAAGCUGUUCACAAUUUGAUUCUUACAGCUUUGGAUGGUGGAAAUCCGGUCAAAUCUGGAACAUCAAAGAUAACCAUAAUUGUUCUUGAUAAUAAUGACAAUGUUCCUUCAUUUGAAUAUAAAUUAUAUAAAAUAUCGGUUCAAGAAAACAGCCCAAAUGGCUCUUUUAUUAUUAAAACAAAGGCAACAGACAUAGACGAUGGUCCAAAUGGUGAAAUAGAGUACUCUCUGGGCAUACAUACACCACCAUCAGUGCAGGCAUUAUUUUAUAUACACCCUGUCAGCGGGGAUAUGUUUCUAAAAAAUAAUUUGGACCAUGAACAGCAGUCCUCCUAUCGAAUUGACAUUAGUGCGAAAGAUAAAGGGUUGCCAAAAAUGGAGGGCCAUUGCAGCGUGCAGGUUGAUGUAUUAGAUGUUAAUGAUAAUGCUCCUGAAAUUAUUCUGACUUCUAAACCCAGUCCUGUACCAGAGGACUCUGUUAGUGGGACUGUUGUGGCUUUGCUGAGUGCACGUGAUCUUGACUCUGGUGAAAACAGUAAAGUGACUUUAGAGCUUCCUAAAGGAAAUCCUUUUACUCUUAAACCAUCUUUUUCUAACAGUUAUGAAUUAGUAACCAGUGGUGCUUUAGACAGAGAGAGCGUGUCUGAGUACAAGAUUGAGAUAACAGCCACUGAUUCAGGAUCUCCUCCUCUCUCCAGUAAGAAAACGAUAUCUGUCAGCAUCACUGAUGUCAAUGACAACCCUCCUGUAUUCUCUCAGAGCUCUUAUAAUGUUUAUCUCAAAGAGAACGGAGUAGCAGGUUCUAUACUGUACUCGGUGUCUGCAUGUGACCUGGAUGCUGGCCAAAACGCCAAAGUGUCUUACUCCAUGGUGGACUCUAAAGUGCACGAGGUGUCCGUGUCGUCUUACGUUUACAUGAACUCAGAGAACGGCAGCAUCUACAGCAUGCACUCCUUUGACUACGAGAAAGUCAAAGUCUUCCACAUCCAGGUUCAGGCCAAGGACCAGGGCUCUCCGUCUCUCAGCAGCAACGCCACCGUCCAUGUUUUCAUCCUGGACCAGAACGACAACGCCCCCGCCGUUAUUUACCCUUCCCCCCACGCCGCCUCCCACCUGCGGGUGCCCCGCACGGCCAAGGCGGGCCAGCUGGUCACCAAGGUGACGGCCGUGGACGCGGACUCGGGCCACAACGCCUGGAUCUCGUACAAAGUGUCUGAGGCCACAGACGCCUCUUUGUUCACGGUCAGUGUGUACACAGGGGAGGUGAGGACUAAACGCGCUGUGUCCGAGCACGACGACUCCUCUCAGAGGCUGCUUGUAGAGGUCCAGGACGACGGGGAACCGGUCCAGUCGGCCACCGUCACGCUGUCCAUCCUGCUGGAGGACGGUGUGAGCCAGCCCGUGUUGGAGCUGAGACACAAGGUGUCCGAGCCCAGUAAGACAAGCGGCACAAUCACGCUCUAUUUGAUCGUGUCUCUGGCCUCGGUGUCCGUGCUGUCUCUGGUGACUUUGCUGGUCUUAGCGGUGAAAUGCUUGAGGAGCAGCGGAAGCGACGCUAGUUGCUGCAUGAGACGGACACACUGUGAUGAGGACAAGAAGCCCAACAGAAACCUGCACAUUCAGCUCAACAGUGAUGGACCUAUCAAGUACGUGGAGGUUCUGGGAGGAGACGUCAUGUCUCAGAGUCACUCCUUCAGGUCCUGCAUGUCUCCAAUGUCAGAGUACAGUGACUUCACUUUGGUGAAGCCCAGCAGCACCACUGACUUUAAGGAGGUCAUCAGCGUCCUGGACGCCUCUUUACCUGACAGCACCUGGACCUUUGAGAGCCAGCAGGUGAGCAGAAAAUACAACAAGUGUUUGGAUCAAAUUUGACUACAGUUUCUAAACCCAGAAAAAGAUAACCAAUAUUUUUCUCCAAGCAUUGAUAAAAUCC